Brassica napus (rape) is the source of this 1197-nucleotide messenger RNA. Its product is annotated as phenylacetaldehyde reductase-like. Gene Ontology annotation, molecular function: oxidoreductase activity, acting on the CH-OH group of donors, NAD or NADP as acceptor. The record is from RefSeq and is a predicted model, not a curated record. Bases 104 to 1072 code for a protein of 322 amino acids. NCBI's taxonomy places the organism in Eukaryota, Viridiplantae, Streptophyta, Magnoliopsida, Brassicales, Brassicaceae. The transcript is spliced from 5 exons.
AACUUAUUAUUAAUGAACUUCUUUUUUUUUUUUUUGUGAUAAGUAAUGAACUUCUUUCUUCUCUUCAUCUAAAACAGUUUAGUGUCAGAUAAAGAAAAGAAAGAUGAACGUCGGAGGAAAGGUGGUCUGCGUCACCGGAGCUUCUGGUUACAUAGCUUCCUGGAUUGUGAAGCUUUUGCUCCUUCGUGGCUACACCGUCAGGGCUACCGUUCGAAACCCAACGGACGCAGCGAAAACAGAACAUCUUCUUGCACUUGAGGGUGCAAAAGAAAGACUAAAACUGUUCAAAGCAGAUCUUUUGGAAGAAUGUUCCUUCGAGCAAGCAAUCGAAUGUUGUGACGCUGUCUUCCAUACGGCUUCUCCGGUUAAGUUCAUCGUCACGAAUCCUCAGACGGAGCUAAUAGAUCCAGCAUUAAAGGGUACUAUGAACGUCCUCAAUACAUGCAAGAAAACUUCCUCUGUCAAAAGAGUCAUUGUAACAUCCUCCAUGGCUGCGGUUAUUGUUCGUCAACCCCCUUUGGAACCAAACGACGUGGUGGACGAGUCUUUCUUCUCUGAUCCAAGUGUUUGCAUGGAAACAGAGUACUGGUAUCCACUCUCCAAGACGUUGGCAGAGAAUGUAGCGUGGCAAUUUUCCAAAGAAAACGGAAUGGACAUGGUCUUCAUUAAUCCAGGAUUUAUAAUCGGCCCACUUUUGCAACCAACCCUUAAUUUUUCGGUAGAGAUGAUUGUGGAUAUGAUAAACGGUAAGAACCCUUUCAACUCAAUAUACUACAGGUUCGUGGACGUGAGAGAUGUUGCCUUGGCUCAUGUCAAAGCAUUGGAGACUCCUUCGGCCAAUGGCAGAUACAUAAUGGAUGGCGCAAGUAUGACCAUAUACGAGAUUAAAGAGAUAAUGCGUGAAUUAUUUCCAGAUAUGUGUGUUGCUGAUACGAAAGAAGAAGGUGAGAUCAAAGAAAUCAUUUACAAAGUGUGUGUGGAGAAAGUGAAGAAUUUGGGAGUUGAGUUCACUCCUCUCAAAUCAAGCCUUAGAGAUACUAUCAUUAGCCUCAAAGAAAAAUGUCUCGUAUGAGAAUAUGAUGACGUUCAUAUAUGUAUCAAAACUUCUAUGUUAGUAUUAUUGGAUGUAUUUAAGUUGUGGAAACUUGGGGUGGAACCGCUCUUGCAACCAACUCUUAUAAACAGAUAUUUCGCAUC